Messenger RNA from Salarias fasciatus (jewelled blenny), 1764 nucleotides. RefSeq names its product voltage-dependent anion-selective channel protein 2-like. Gene Ontology annotation, molecular function: voltage-gated monoatomic anion channel activity. NCBI's taxonomy places the organism in Eukaryota, Metazoa, Chordata, Actinopteri, Blenniiformes, Blenniidae. Gene Ontology annotation, cellular component: mitochondrial outer membrane. The transcript is spliced from 9 exons. Gene Ontology annotation, biological process: monoatomic anion transmembrane transport. Bases 164 to 1015 code for a protein of 283 amino acids. The record is from RefSeq and is a predicted model, not a curated record.
CGCGCUGAGGUCAGGAGGGUGUUGUUUGCGGUGUCUCUCUCUCCUCCAGAUCUCCUCCUCGUCCUACACCGGCUCUGCUCCUUGUUCUGCAGCUUUAUUCUGCUACUUUUCAGGCCUCACAAGUUCACUACAGUGUAAACCAAGAACAUUAACUGUCGAAACGAUGGCCGUCCCUCCAGCAUAUGCAGACCUGGGCAAAUCAGCGAAGGACAUCUUCAAUAAGGGAUAUGGCUUUGGGCUGGUGAAACUUGAUGUGAAGACUAAAUCUUCCACUGGAGUGGAAUUUAAAACAUCCGGGUCCUCCAACGUAGACACGAGCAAAGUCACCGGCACUCUGGAAACCAAGUACAAGUGGGCAGAGUAUGGGCUGACCUUCACAGAGAAGUGGACCACAGAAAACACGCUGGGCACUGAAGUUUGCAUCGAGGAUCAGAUCACCAAAGGACUGAAACUUACCUUUGACACCACGUUUUCGCCAAACACUGGCAAAAAGAGCGGAAAGGUGAAGACAGCCUACAAGAGGGAGUACGUUAACGUGGGCGUUGAUGUGGAUUUAGAUUUUGCUGGCCCGACUAUCCAUGGUGCUGCAGUGGCCGGCUACGAGGGGUGGCUGGCCGGCUACCAGAUGACCUUUGACUCGGCAAAGUCCAGAAUGAGCCAGAGCAACUUUUCAGUCGGUUACAAGACCGGAGACUUCCAGCUCCACACCAACGUAAACGACGGCUCGGAGUUCGGUGGAUCCAUUUAUCAGAAAGUGAACGAUCAACUGGAGACGGCUGUGAAUCUGGCCUGGUCUGCAGGAAACAACGGCACUCGCUUCGGAAUCGCUGCCAAAUACCAGUUGGACUCCAGUGCUUCCAUAUCGGCUAAGGUGAAUAAUUCAAGCUUGGUAGGAAUUGGAUACACGCAGACUCUGCGGCCUGGAAUGAAACUCAUCCUCUCGGCAUUAGUGGAUGGGAAGAAUAUCAACGCCGGCGGUCAUAAACUGGGUCUAGGCCUGGAGCUGGAGGCGUGAGCUUCUCCCCUCGGAUGUUUAGGAAAACAGGAGGAAUACGGGCAGAAUGUGGCAUUCCUCUGUGUUCAACCGCAGAUAUUUCAGUGACGAAGCCAAACCGAGGUAGAACCCUAGCUGACAGGCACCAACGAGACGGACACCCUCGCACCAAGCUCCUUUCAUCGUGGUUACGAUACCUAGUCGUGUUAUAAUCGCACUUAUUCCUCCUUUUGCCAAUUUCUCCUCAGCAACGAUAGAAGAAAAGCUCCCGCUCGGUGUUGACAGCGGGCUUCUUUAGUUUGACACAUCAGGAGGUUCCCAAAGGAAGACGAUAUUUUUGCUGAAGUGUGAUGAUGUAGAAUGUACACCUGAGCUUGUUUUGCACAGUAGAAAACCUUUAUUUAAAUUCCUUCACCUUUUGUUUGAUUUGCACAUUUACUCUUUAAUUUAGUGUCGGAGGGAGUUCCACUAGCAAAGAUAUAUUAAGAUUAAAAGCCAGUCAAUUGGCUGCUCUUCACUUACUUUUUUUUCUUCCCUAGAGGCUUAAUUGUGCUGUGUGAUGAGUUUUAGAGCACUGUGACAUUGAGUACCUGCUUCUGAACGGCAAGACGACGCGAAAUGCAUUUAUAUUUUCCUCAACGUGACUCGAGUGAACGACCGAAUGACUCAUCCACCUUUCUUCCCUAUUGAGGACUGUGACACUUAUCAGGGAGCAGUUUGUGUGUUGGCGUGUGUCUACCUUUACAAUAAAGUCCUGGAAUGAAAAUCCA